This is a messenger RNA of Ictalurus furcatus (blue catfish), 2739 nucleotides long. Its product is annotated as caseinolytic peptidase B protein homolog. Gene Ontology annotation, molecular function: ATP hydrolysis activity; ATP binding. Bases 1040 to 2164 code for a protein of 374 amino acids. Gene Ontology annotation, cellular component: mitochondrion; cytoplasm. The transcript has 10 exons. NCBI's taxonomy places the organism in Eukaryota, Metazoa, Chordata, Actinopteri, Siluriformes, Ictaluridae. The record is from RefSeq and is a predicted model, not a curated record. Gene Ontology annotation, biological process: cellular response to heat.
GCUAUGGAGAGAAUGGUGUAAGUUUAGGGUUAGGGGAAUGUUAUGGUAUGUGUUUUCUUCACAGCUCUAUUGUAAAAAAAAUAAUAAUAAUAAUUUUAAAAAAUGAUGUAAACAAUAAACAGAACACUUAGGUAAAAUUAAGUAGCACUGAACGUUGCUUUAAACACACACUAUGAGAAUGAAUUAUUCAAACCCGGAAUCCGAUUUCCCUGUUUACCCUAUUUAAGUGUGUGUAGUGAGGCAAGUCACUUUGAGAGGAGGUUCAUCGCUUUGCAAAGGCACAAAUUGUAUGAUUAUGUUCUGUUAUGUCAAUUUGUCUGCCCUUAACACCAGUUUGUGGCUAUCCUGUAUUAAUGUGGAAGAUUUAAGUCACGCUUUAAUGCAUAACAUAUGAGGGUAAAAGGAAAUAAAAGUGAUAGGAUAGAAGAUUUUUAUACCAAUAUCCUUUGGACAGACAAGACAAAAGUGGAGCGGUUUGCCAUAAACCAAGUACAGCAAAUUACCACUAAUACCUCUAACAAAUCUUGAAGCAUGCCAGCAGAGAGGUAAAGAUAUAUACAGAAAUAUAAUACCGUCUUUCUAAAGUUUGGCUGAAAUUCCAUCAUAAAGCAGGACAAUGAUACCAGGAUAGUAGUAGUAGUAAAUAUCAAAAAUCUAAGAGCUCUGCAUUAUAGCUGACACCUAGAUGAACACUUUACAGUUGGUUAUAUAACUGUACAUCAUUCCCUUCAAAUGCUAUUGAAGUUAUAAACGUGUUUAACAAUGUCGUAUGUCGCUUUAGAGACGGUCCCUUAAUUUCAACAUAUCUGCGAAUAUCGAACGUCCAACGUCACACCAACUUCAGUUCGAGAACCUGUGCAUUGAAUCUUGUGCGUCAUCUGUGUUUGUUCUUUUUCUUAAAAUUUUUUGUUUAAAAUGUCUCCAAGGUGAUAAAUGCGGUCCAUGGAAUUAUUUUGAACCAAAACACAACAUUGAGUUUCUGCUUCGCGAAAGAACAACUUCACCUCUCUCAACUCACUGUGUUACACUGAAGAAAGUGAUGGAUUUCCGAAGAUUUCUGCUGGAUCUGAAGAACUGGAUCCUGGGUGCAAACCUCCUGCAGGUAAAUGAGCUGGAACAGACUCCACUGUCCUACCCUGAAGAGAGAAAGAUAGACAAACUGCUGAAGAAGCAUGAGUUUAUGGACGAACAGAAGCAGAGGGAGGUGGAAGAGAGAAGGAGGUUUCCUCUGGAGCGCAGACUAAAGGAGCACAUCAUCGGCCAGGAGGGGGCCAUCACUACUGUCGCCUCAGAUGUACACGUGGCUAAAUUGAUCGGUUCUCCGCCGGGGUAUGUGGGCCAUGGGGAAGGAGGUCAGCUCACUAAACAGCUGAAGCAGUGUCCGAAUGCUGUGGUGCUCUUUGAUGGGGUGGAUAAAGCGCACCCCAACAUCCUCAAUAUCAUGCUGCAGCUCUUCGAUGAGGGACGUCUGACGGAUGGGAAAGGGGAAACCAUUGAAUGCAAGGAUGCCAUCUUCAUCAUGACCUCCAAUGUGGCUAGUGAUGAAAUUGUCCAGCAUGCACUGCAGCUCAGACAGGAAACCCAGAAGCAGAGUCGCCGCCGUCUGGAAGACAGUCUAAAUGAGGAUCAGCAGAGUGAGAUCACCAUCUAUGAUGAUUUUAAAGAGGAAGUGAUUCGGCCCAUACUGAAGGCCCAGUUCAGACGCGACAAGUUUCUGGGACAGAUUAAUGAAAUCGUUUACUUUCUGCCUUUCUGCUACACGAAGCUCAUUCAGCUCAUCGACAAGGAGCUCAACUACUGGGUUAAAAAGGCCAAACAGAAUCACAACAUCACCCUGCUGUGGGAGCGAGCCGUGCUGGAGCUGCUGACUCGAGGAUACAACCUCCACUACGGCGCUUGCUCUAUCAAACACGAGAUGGCUCUAAAUCAGCGCUGCUCUGGUUUUGUAGGUGGAGCGUGGGUGCUGAAGCAGUUAGCUGCAGCGUACAAGCAAAUGCUCCUCCCUAAAGGCUGCACACUCCUCCUCACUGUGGAUGGAGAACUGGGAGACGAGAAGAAGGGACGAGCGAGUCCUUCUCUCCGCCUAGAGCUAGUGGAUAAAGACCGCAAAACACGAAAGCUUGAAAUCCGUAAACCGCCAAAGCUGCAUUUACAUACAUUCUAAAUACAUAAAAUUCAUUUAGCCAUUAGCUAUUCUAAAUACAUUUAGAUACAUUUAAAUGCAUUCUACAUUCAUUUAAACGCCAUAGUUAAAACAGUGUUUUAUUAAAAUCAUUAAAUCUCAUUAAAAACCGUUAAAGCUGCAUUUAAUCUCUCUCUCUCUCUCUCUCUCUCUCUCUCUCUCUCUCUCUCUCUCUCUCUCUCUCCCUCUCUCUCCUCUGAUUCCAUGUACAGCUGGUUAGUGUUAGUGUACAUGUCAAUAGAACUGAAUUGAAUUGAGUUGAGUUAAAUUGAAAGAGGGAGAGAACCCGACAAGGAGAACGGGCACAUGCGCUUGUUCGGUGACCCGGACUGCGCGAGACCACGCUGCUCAAAUUCAUCAACCUUCAUUAACAAAAACGGAAUUAAUCAGAAUUACUGAUCAUUAUUUCCGUACCUGAUUGUUCUUUCUUUUUCCGACUUUUUCCAGUGGAAACAAAUUUUACAGCAUUUACUCUGAUUGAACAUCUGUAAACAUUACACUUCCUAAAUGCAUGUUUAUUUAUAUUGAACGCCUCUGUAAUAAAUUCGACAUUAUAA